This is a messenger RNA of Peromyscus leucopus (white-footed mouse), 3238 nucleotides long. It is a transcript of the gene Ntng1, whose product is annotated as netrin G1. Gene Ontology annotation, molecular function: cell-cell adhesion mediator activity. NCBI's taxonomy places the organism in Eukaryota, Metazoa, Chordata, Mammalia, Rodentia, Cricetidae. The record is from RefSeq and is a predicted model, not a curated record.
AGAUUUUAGAGAUGUAUUUGUCAAGAUUCCUGUCGAUUCAUGCCCUGUGGGUUACAGUGUCCUCUGUGAUGCAGCCCUACCCUUUGGUGUGGGGACAUUACGAUGUAUGUAAAACUCAGAUUUACACAGAAGAAGGGAAAGUUUGGGAUUAUAUGGCCUGCCAGCCGGAAUCCACGGACAUGACAAAAUAUCUGAAGGUGAAACUGGACCCUCCGGAUAUUACCUGUGGAGACCCUCCUGAGUCGUUCUGUGCAAUGGGCAACCCUUACAUGUGCAACAACGAGUGUGAUGCAACUACUCCUGAACUGGCACACCCUCCCGAGCUGAUGUUUGAUUUUGAAGGAAGACAUCCCUCCACAUUUUGGCAGUCUGCUACUUGGAAGGAGUACCCCAAACCUCUCCAGGUUAACAUCACUCUGUCUUGGAGCAAAACCAUUGAGCUCACAGACAACAUAGUUAUUACCUUUGAAUCGGGGCGACCAGACCAAAUGAUCCUGGAGAAAUCUCUCGAUUACGGACGAACGUGGCAGCCCUAUCAGUAUUACGCCACGGACUGCCUCGAUGCUUUUCACAUGGACCCGAAGUCGGUGAAGGAUUUAUCCCAGCACUCGGUCUUGGAGAUCAUUUGUACAGAAGAGUACUCCACAGGGUACUCCACCAAUAGCAAAAUAAUUCACUUCGAGAUCAAAGACAGGUUUGCAUUCUUUGCUGGGCCUCGACUACGAAAUAUGGCUUCCCUCUAUGGACAGCUGGAUACAACCAAGAAACUCAGAGAUUUCUUCACAGUCACGGACCUGAGGAUCAGGCUACUGAGACCUGCCGUUGGGGAAAUAUUUGUAGAUGAGCUCCAUUUGGCACGUUACUUUUAUGCUAUCUCAGACAUAAAGGUGCGAGGAAGGUGCAAGUGCAACCUGCAUGCCACUGUGUGUGUGUAUGACAACAGUAAACUGACAUGUGAAUGUGAGCACAACACGACAGGUCCAGACUGUGGGAAAUGCAAGAAGAAUUAUCAGGGCCGGCCUUGGAGUCCAGGCUCAUACCUCCCUAUCCCUAAAGGCACAGCAAACACCUGUAUCCCCAGCAUUUCCAGUAUUGGUAACUGUGAAUGCUUCGGCCACUCCAAUCGGUGCAGUUAUAUCGAUCUGCUAAACACAGUCAUUUGCGUGAGCUGUAAACACAACACUAGAGGGCAGCACUGUGAGUUAUGCAGGCUGGGCUACUUCAGAAAUGCUUCUGCACAGCUGGACGAUGAGAAUGUGUGCAUAGAGUGUUAUUGUAACCCUUUGGGCUCAAUCCAUGAUCGUUGUAAUGGCUCAGGAUUUUGUGAGUGUAAAACUGGAACGACAGGGCCUAAGUGUGAUGAGUGUCUGCCGGGAAAUUCCUGGCACUACGGCUGUCAACCUAAUGUCUGCGACAAUGAGCUCUUGCACUGCCAGAAUGGAGGGACCUGUCACAACAACGUGCGCUGCCUGUGCCGCGCCUACACUGGCAUCCUCUGUGAGAAGCUGCGGUGCGAAGAGGCAGGCAGCUGUGGCUCCGACUCCGGCCAGGGAGUCCCCCCGCGGGGCUCCCCAGCUCUGCUGCUGCUGACCGCGCUGCUGGGGACAGCCAGUCCCCUGGUGUUCUAGGGGGUCACACCAGCCCUCCAACAGGCCUGUGCUGUGGGGGAAGCAAAGUCCACCCAAGCGAUUGCUACUAACAUAGAAAACACGCACACCCACUCCAACACAGUGUACAAACGAAGAGGGCCUAACUGAACUAAGCCAUAUCUCUCAGACCUGGACAGCACAUCGGAGUCAAGACUGUUCAUCACUGACUCCAGAGGAACUGGCAGCUGUUGCUACUGUCACUGCAAAUCUCAUUGCCAGCUGCAGAGCCGAUUGCGGAUUGGGAAGGCUGUGAGAGCGCCCCCAGAAAGGAAAGACAAAAACAAACUGAUCAACCAACCUAAAAAAACAAAAAAACAAAACAAAACAAAAAAAACAUUCGCUACUCUACCGUGGUGCACCCUAGUACCGCUCUGCCCAGUGUGUGGACCAGCCAAAUAGAAGCAUUCUUUGCUGUCAGGUGCAUUGUGGGUAUAAGGAAAUCUGUUACAAGCUGCCAUAUUGGCCUGCUUCAGCCCCCACCCCCAACGCCACCCUGAAUCCCUUCCAACCUGUGCUUUAGUGAAAGUUGCUCUGUAACCCUUGUUGGUUGAAAGAUUUCUUUGUCUGAUGUUAGUGAUACACAUGUGUAACAGACCCCCCUCCAAAAGCGCAAGCCAGUCAUACCCCUGUACAUUUUAGCAGCACUGAGACCCCCAGUGCCAGCUCACACCCACUUCACAAGAGUGGUUAGAGGAAAGAGAAAGUGUAUCUAUCCUUUUGUAUUCAAAUGAAGUUAUUUUUCUUGAAAUACUGUAAGAUGUAGAUUUUUUGUAUUAUUGCCAAUUUAUGUUACCAGACAAUCUGUUGAUGUAUCUAAUUCGAAUCAGCAAAGACUGACAUUUGAUUUGUGUCCUCUUUGGUUUUGUUUUUGUUUCAUUGUGCAGAGAUUUCUCUGUAUGGGCAACGAGCGUGCUGGCAUCAAAGAAUAUCAGUUUACAUAUAUAGCAAGUGUAAUAAGAUUCCACCAAAGGACAUUCUAAGUGUUUUCUUGUUGCUUUAACAUGGAAGAUUUCAAGAAUAAAAAUUCCCGCAUAAAUGGUAUCAGGAAUUUGUAUUGCCGUUUCUUAGAUGAAAGGAGCAAACUUCCAAUAGUUUCACACUCGCUUCACUGAUGUUGUGUGGACGGAACACAUUCAGCUGACGGCUCUAGUAGCCCAGGAAGAUGGAUUGAUGGUCACUAGCUUGGACAACGUCUGCAAAAUAUGAGACUAUUUUCCACCUGGGAAAAAAUUAUAACUGCAAGAACAGAAAGAAAUAUCUAAGUGAUUGCCAAGAUUAUGCCAAAGCCUGUUGGCGGAGUACUAAGAGACUUUUAUUUUUAAGUCAUGCUAUUUUCACAGAUUUAUGGUGAUCAUGUGACUCUAGGGAUGCUGAUCUAUGUAUCCUUCCAAAUACAGUGUUUACAUGGAGUAUCAUAAGAGGCCACCUGGGGAACCAGGACAGCAGCAGGGAAAUUGAGUGAUUAGCAAUUUGACUUUGAAUAUAUUCUAAGUAUUUAAAUGAAAUAUCAAAAUAUACAGCAGCAAGUAGACAUAACUGCUGCUCCUGAGAAUAAAGUCUGUUUCAAGUACUGCCCAAGGUGUAAUAAA